CCUUUUUAAAAACAAUGUGUAGGGGAACAAACAUUCUGCUAAAAUGUUAUACAAUCCUCAUCUUUCUUCACAUUUCACAAACAUGCAAUGCUUGGAACUUGAAGAGCAAACACUGUAUCCCUUCUGCUUGUGGUCAUAUCCGUGACAUAAGCUACCCUUUUUGCUUAAACACUGAUCCAAAACAUUGCGGUUUCUCAGAAGCUGAAUUAGCUUGUGAAGACAACAAAACCAUUAUAUCACUCUUCUCCAAGAACUUGUAUGUGCAAGCCAUCAACUACGAUAACCAGACAAUUCGCCUGGUAGAUCCAACGUUACAAAACGCUGAUAUGUGCUCUCUAAUACUACCUCCUCAUCGUAAUUCUCACCAUUACAAUAGUACGUAUUUUCGUCUGUAUUAUAAUGAAUCAGAGAAUAGUAUUAAAAGAGCAGCAGAGCCUAUCUUCAUGUUCAACUGUCCCUUUUCUAUUAAUACAUUUCUAGAAAUUAGUGGCUGCAAAUUACGCACAUACACUUGCUUAAAGAUUGGAGAAAUGAAUGCAUCAGAAGUCAGUGAUGGAUGCAGAAUACAACUCAUCAGCAUGACCUCAUGGCCUAAUAUUAAAGAGGCAGAGAACAACAUUUCCCUUUCUGAUUUUCAUCGAGCUAUCACCUAUGGCUUCGAGCUUUAUUAUAUCGGGUUUAUAGAAAGUAUAUUUAACGAUUCACUGCUAUUUUCAUCAAUUUUUUCUCUCCAUAAUUAUCCCAUUUUAAAUUCGCGAAUGUUUGAACCUUAAUCUAAUCAGGGGAUAUUUGGAU
Solanum stenotomum is the source of this 795-nucleotide messenger RNA. RefSeq lists its product as uncharacterized. The transcript has a single exon. The record is from RefSeq and is a predicted model, not a curated record. Bases 15 to 773 code for a protein of 252 amino acids. Gene Ontology annotation, molecular function: polysaccharide binding. Lineage: Eukaryota; Viridiplantae; Streptophyta; Magnoliopsida; Solanales; Solanaceae.